CGCCAUCUUUGUUAGGGGCAGACCAGGUUCUGCGAUGCCGAAGUCGUGCGCAGCCCGGCAGUGCUGCAACCGCUACAGCAGCCUGAGGAAGCAACUCACCUUCCACCGGAGUCCAGCCCUGGACACCCGCCCAUCUUCUAUCAGCUGGAAUCGGGACGCGCAUCUGUUUCAUGAUGUUCCCAUUCAGCCGGCCGGAGCUGCUGAAGGAAUGGGUGCUCAACAUCGGCCGCGCCGGCUUCAGGCCCAAGCAGCACACGGUCAUCUGCUCGGAGCAUUUCCGGCCCGAGUGCUUCAGCGCCUUCGGGAACCGCACGAACCUGAAGCACAACGCGGUGCCCACCGUGUUCGCCUUCCGGGAGUCCGCGCAGGACGCAGAACCCACACUCGGUGGAGAUGCUGGCCCUCGGGAUAAGGUCCGCCCCAAGGUGGGGGUCGGGGAGCACAGCCCUGAUGGGAGCCUGGAUGCCACCCGUGAGGAGCUGCAGCUGCAGCCUGGAACCAAGAUGCCCGUGGCACAGGCUGCAGGAAGCCCCAGAGCCCCAUAUCCCGGGCAGCCACCUGACCACAGCUAUGCGCUCCUGGAUGCGGCCGCCCUGAAGGGGAAGCUCGUGCGCACACUGCAGGAGAAUGCGGCACUGCGCAGGCGCCUCCGGGCCCAGAGGCUGCUGCUGCGCAGGAUGUGUGGCCGCCUGCGAGCUGCAGAGGGGCGCCGGGGACCCCGGCCCAGCCCUUCCUAGCCGCCAAGCCCUGGGGCCCUGGCUUUGGACGCUGAGUGAUGGGCAGGAGCCACCAGCAGGGCAUGGUGUGCUGUGCACCACACACCUGAAGCCACGUGCUUGGCAGUGCCUAAGGCCAGGACCACCCAGUCCUUCUGAAUUGUUGGGCCAGCAGCUGGGGACAAGGGGUCGCAGGGCCACUUGAGAAUAAAGGGACUGUGCUGCAGAGCAUCCUGCACCCAAGCUUGGCCUGCCAGCAAUUUCCUGUGGCAGCCUGUCUGCAAAGCACCAGCGACUAAGCUCAGGGAGCUGCCAGCGCCCUUGUCCAUGCAGCCCAGGCUGGGUCCUGGGCACGGGAGAUGGGCCAGGCCAUGGGGAAUGAGAUGCUGCGUGUACGCAGAUUUCAGGGUAUUUAUUGUUUGGUGCCGGGCAGUGCACGCAGGUGACACAGAGCCUGGCCCCCAGGGGUCUCUUGCAGCAUGGGAUGCGGUGGCCCCUACAAUGGACAGAGCAACUCCCAUUUAAAACUGAGAUGACAAGGCAAAACUGGUCUGGGCUGCUCUUAAAAACCGGAGGAGGGGACUGUUCGCAGGGACACGGACACUGGUGCUGACAGCAGCAGCGGGUGCCAGGCCCAGGUCGGGGUGCCCCAGGGCGCUGGUGAUGGCCCAGCAGAAGCCUGGAGGGGGCUGGGCUUUUCCACGACGCCACAGCGCCACUUGCUGGGCGCUGCCAGGAGGCACAAGGCCUGCGGGCCUGGGGUCCCGAGUGUGCCCUGGUCCUGCUGGCUUUGCCUCUUCCCCACGGUGCCCCACAUUCCAGGACGGUGCUGAGCGGGGGCAGCCCAGGCCCUGGACCAACAGCUCCGGUCUGAGUCCAGGGCUGAGGAAUGCUUCGAGAGGCUCUGGAGCGGGGAAGAAAGAGACUCAUCUCCAACCUGUGUGUUCCUGGAUAAAAAGCAGUUUUAUAGCCCGUGUCCUCUGGCCCGGUGAUUCAGCAGAGAAAGGGGUGCGGACCCCUUUGGCAGACGUCCGCUCAGGGAUGCCACCCCUGGCCUUGCUGCACUCCCUGCACUCUGGACUCAUGGGACCAGGGCGCCCCAAAUGGCUCUGGCUGGGCCAACCCGCUGGGUGCAGGCUGGGACCUGCCCUCUGGGGCUGCGAUCCUGGGGUGCCCGGGGCCUGGCACAGGGUGGCGCUGUCCUGGUCCUCCCUGCAGCACCCGUGACAUGGCCUCUGUGUGUCCCUGCACAUAAUUCACGUGGUACCACACCUUCUAGAGGAAUAAAAUAAAAUAGAGCAUCUGA
Messenger RNA from Cavia porcellus (domestic guinea pig), 2022 nucleotides. RefSeq names its product THAP domain containing 3 (gene Thap3). The transcript has 6 exons. NCBI's taxonomy places the organism in Eukaryota, Metazoa, Chordata, Mammalia, Rodentia, Caviidae. Bases 171 to 737 code for a protein of 188 amino acids. The record is from RefSeq and is a predicted model, not a curated record.